AUGGGUGCUGGCUGCUGUAAACGACUAAAGCGUAGUGUCGUUCAUCCUGUUGAUAAUACGAGCAGUGACUUAAUAAACCACACGACGAAUGGAAAUUUGACUACUAUUCUAAGGAAGUUAAACGAACUGUCAAUAUCAGUUGAUGUUUUGGAUAACGAAUCACCAACUACCAUAAACUACGGCACGAAUUCUUCCGCCAUUUAUGAGCCAAAAGAAACUUCAGAAGAUGUUAUAGUAGUUUUGUUCUAUGAUGAUAGUGAAUAUUCAUCCAAUCUUCGACAAUUAGCAGAACAAUCGUUUAUUUCCCAUAUGAAAACGUUCGAUAAUAUCGAGCGUUUUUUUCUUUAUAUCAAAUGGAUCGUAAAUGAAAAAAUAUUACUCAUUAUUCCGCGUUAUUAUCUUCCCAGACUUGAAGUAAUUUAUCGUUUACGAACUAUUGAUUCCAUUAUUGUGUACCAGGGCGGUGAUGAUCAAAAUGAUCGUUUUUUAAAUGCAUAUCCUAAAAUUAAAAAAAUAUUUCUAAAAGAACAAGAUCAACAAUUGAUUACUGAAUGUAUUAAAGAACAAAUUAAAAUUAUACAUAAAAAUUUACUGGAAAUUAGUGUGUUUGAUUUAAAACAAAACUCAACUAGUCAAUUAACAACAGAAUCAGCAUCAUUUCUAUGGUACUUGACUGUGACAGGUGCAUUUAAAGAAAUGAAUGCGAUCAAAAAUAUUCCACGUGAAUAUGAUAAUAUGAUACAGAUAUGUAAAAGAAUUUAUUCGAGUAACCAGUUUGAACUGGAAAAUAUCGAAACGUUUCGUCAUUCAUACGCUUCGAGUACUGCUCUUGAUUGGUAUAAAAGUGAAGAGUGCACUGUAGCUCGAAUAUUAAAAAAAGCAUUGAGAAUCAAAGAUAUUUAUGUAUUGUAUUCAUUGAGACUUUUUCUUGUUGAUUUAAUCGACCACUUGAAAAGCAUCGAACAACAAGUGACAUCUGAUACGAUUGCGUAUUUUAGUUUAAAAAUGACUCCAAAAGAAAUUAGUCGUUUUCAUAACCAAUCCCAAACUAUUUUUUUAAUUUGCAUUAAUGGACUUCUAUCGACAACAUUAGAUCUUGAUUCGAUACUCGAUUGCCUGAAAAAUGAAACACAUGAUACAACUCAUUUAAAGUCUGUGAUAAUUGAAAUAAAAAUAAAUAAUGGUGACAGUGUUGCCUAUGUAAAUGGAAAUAACAAAAGAGAGAUCUGGUUCAAUCUAGGAACAGUUUUUCGAAUCGAAAACGUGACCACGGAUACUGAGUCAGAACUAACAACAAUUCAUUUAUCGGUGGCAACAAAAGACGGUUUUGAUUCUUUACUAAAUUAUAUACAAAAGACAAAACAAGAAUUUGAAGAUACAAGUAUGACCGUCAUUUUUGGUAGACUCUUAUUUAGUAUGGAACAGUAUCGUAAAGCUCAUGAGUAUUACCAUUUAUUGCUUCAUCAGUAUAAAAAUACUAUUAAUUUUAGUCUACAAGCUAAUAUACAUCGUAAUAUUGGCCAUAUAUAUUUAGAAAGGGAAAAUUUAAAAGCAGCUUUGAUCCACUAUAAUCAUGCAAUUGAUUUAUUUAAUAACUCGCCAGAUAGUAUUCCGCAACAUCUGGCAAAGACAUUAAUUGAUAUUUCAAAACUAUAUACCAUGUCUAAUGAAGAUGCAAAUGAUAUCGAUGUACCGGCUGAUCACAUUACUCAGUAUGCAGAGAAGGGUAUAAAAAUAUUACUUGAUAAUUCAUCCGCUAGUCGAAUAUUCGAAUAUUAUGGUAUUUUAAAUUGUGAUAAUUUAGAAAAUUCGCUCCAUUACUUUCAACUACAACUACAAAUAUAUGAAGAAACUAACGAACAGUCACAUAUAGCGAGCACUUUGGAACAGAUUGGCCUGAUUUAUUUUAAACAAAACGAAUAUAAACAAGCCGUUCGCUAUUUCGAGUGUGCAUUGCAGAUUUAUGACAUUAUAUUACCCUUCAACCAUCCAAAGCUUGUUUACAAUAUGCGAUUACUUGCUUUAACUGUAAAAAACAUUGAAGGCAACGAACGAAUUUAUUGGGCCUAUUUUAGGAAAGUACUUGAAAUGGAACAUAGUAUAUAUCCAGAAGACCAUAUUAAAGCUUAUUUCUCAUCUGAUGAUGCUAUUGCUUCGGUUAUAGUCGAUGAUAAUGAAACAUUUCAAGUGUGUAAUAACAGAAAAUUGGAAGAACAAUUUAAUUCAUGUAUUUGGUUUCGAGAUUUCGAUACGGUACAAUGUCUAGAUGUAGUCUCGUAUGAAUAUUUCAAAGCAUGUAAUUUUGACGACUGCGUUGAUAUAAUGAAAAUAGCUUUGGAAAUUGAGCAAGAAUUAGUUCCACUUCCGGAUAAAAGUGUAGCUGAUAAACUUAAACUCUGUGGAGUGGCAUAUCGUUCAAGAUUAUCAUCAUUAAAUUCAGAACAUGACUCAGAUACACGAGGUGACUGGUCUUAUUUAGAGAUGGAAAACGAGGAUGAUAUGAUUGUAUUUGAUGGACGAAAGCAAAUCGUUGUCUGGAUUGAUGAGAAUCUAAAUGUAACAGACAAACAAGAGUUUUUUGCUAAAAUUAAAGCAUUCGAAAUGACGAAUUUAAAUCUAUUUGACAAUAUUACAUUAGCUAUUGCAUUCAUGAUGAAUACACCUUUUAAGCAUUACCAAGUAGUCGUACAGGAGAAAUUAGCCGAUGAAUUUUUUGAAACUCAAAAAUAUGCACAACUUCAAAACAAAAAUUGUAAUACUUUAUGUGUGUUUGUUUUUGAAUGGAACAAAAAUGAAGAGAACAAAAUGGAAGUUGAGCGUGGAACUUAUGAUAAGUAUUUAUCAUAUCUACCAUGUAGUAAACAGUGUUGGCCAGAAAUGUUGACAGUAUCUGAGCGAUGCCUUUCUAUAUCAAAUAAUCGCACGCUUUUAUUUAAUUUCUGUACACGUCCAAGUUCAGAUGAUUAUUAUAUUCUUAUGCUGUUCAAUCAUACGAAAACCAAUGGUUGUUGGAUCGAAAACCUAACUUCGCAAGUUGUUACUCCAAAUCGUGCUUUUCUACCGUGUGGCUCACUGACACAGAAUAAUCUUGAUGGUGUCACAAACUUUGUGGAUAAUCAAAGCGUUAAAAAUUUCAAGAACUAUGUCGAAGGGUUUUUCCAAGCAUGGGAAGCACAAUUGCCUCCACCACCGAUACCAUCUGCUAUGGGUUUUCAAUUUUGUUCGCUUGAUACUGUACCGGAAAUAUUCGAUUAUCUACGAAUACCAAAUUUCAAUGAGAAACAUGAGAAAUUUGUCAUACAAAUUACAUCAAUAACACUCUCCUUGGCUAUAAAGGAAAGAGUCUUAUCGAGUUAA
This is a messenger RNA of Didymodactylos carnosus, 3357 nucleotides long. Lineage: Eukaryota; Metazoa; Rotifera; Eurotatoria; Philodinida; Philodinidae. The record is from the annotation of a GenBank genome assembly.